UGUUAUUUCUUCGUAUGUUGGUAAUGUAUACACGUAUACCUAAUGAUCACUCUAAUACGUUUAACAUUUACAACAUUUUCAAGUGAAAUAUCGUGAACGAUUUGAAGUAUUCCUGAGUUUUGAAUAAUUGGUAAAAUGGACGACGAAAUGGAUGUUAUGGGACUGCUACGUAGUUUGCAACGAGAAAUGGCGAAGAAUAAGUUAUCACCGAGGGACAUUUCACAAAUUAUAUUCCAGUGGUAUUUGAAGAAAAUGGGAUUCAUCCAGGUCGAUGACGAGAAAUUUGAACUGAGAGCCUUAGGCAUGAACACUCCGUUCGAAUUUAAAUCGAGGAUUGAUGACUACAUCGUUGGAUUAACACGUCUUAAUAAUCCGCAUUAUACUUCGGCGUCACAUGGUUUCGGUUUCCAUACAUGGGACUCUUUGAAUCUAGAGGAAUCCCGUGUCGAGAGAUACUUGAAGAAAUUACGCGAUGAAAUGAAGAGGUUGCACUCCAACUUACGAAAAGUUUGGGAGGAUAUUGAAGACGACGAUACAACAUCGGAAGUGGAAACAGAAUAGACUGAAUGCCGCACUGUCCUCAUGGAACUUACUUCCUACACAGCACACGCCAGAAAUUUCCGUUCAAAGUUCAAAGACUCCUGGCAUAUACUUAGGCAAACAAGUUGUUAUAUUGAAGACAUUUAUCAGCUAUCUUAUCUUCAGUGUGAAGAUGUAAAGAAUAAUCAAUUACCUACCCCCAUAAAUGCAGUUUUAAUUUAUUUUGUUCUCCACUAAAAUUUGAUCAAUUAAUCUGUAAUUUUUGGCAAUUUCAUUGAUACAUAAUUUUUAAUUAUAAACAUUUUUCAUGGCAUUUCAUCGAAUUACAAGUUUUUUCGU
Planococcus citri (citrus mealybug) is the source of this 879-nucleotide messenger RNA. RefSeq lists its product as uncharacterized. Bases 136 to 561 code for a protein of 141 amino acids. NCBI's taxonomy places the organism in Eukaryota, Metazoa, Arthropoda, Insecta, Hemiptera, Pseudococcidae. The transcript is spliced from 5 exons. The record is from RefSeq and is a predicted model, not a curated record.